AUGACAUCCGCUCCGACGCCAGAGAUGACGCCCGCCGAGGCCGAGUCGGUCUACUUCAACAACUACCCCCCGCCCAAAGCCCUCCCGAAGCAUGAAGCCCUCGCUCGAGCUUUUGUCGAUUACCACGUCCAAGCAAACCGACGCCUUGUCCUGGUGACAUCGGGGGGCACCACAGUUCCUCUUGAGAACCAGACUGUCCGCUUCAUUGACAACUUCAGCGCGGGCACGCGAGGUGCUGUGUCGGCAGAAUACUUUCUUCAGGAGGGAUAUGCGGUGAUCUUCCUACAUCGGCAGUUCAGUCUGCUGCCAUACUCGCGGCAUUACAGCCACUCGACCAAUUGCUUUCUGGAUUUCAUGGAUGAGGAGGAACCGGACCAAAUGCGCGAUGUGUUGCGAAAGUAUCGUUAUGCGAAGCGCAACAACCUCCUGUUGCUACUCCCGUUCACCACGAUCUCGGAGUAUCUGUUUGAACUACGGUCGCUGGCUCAGCUAAUGAAGCCAUUGGGCCCCAAUGCGCUGUUCUACCUGGCCGCUGCCGUCAGCGAUUUCUUUAUUCCCAGCGACCGCAUGUCGGAGCACAAGAUCCAGUCGUCAGAGCUGCCGGACAAUUUAACCAAGGACCAGGCAGUUGGCUCGUCCGACAUUUACACGGGCGGAAUCGAGCCGCAACCCCCGUCGCGUAGUAAGAAAUUGAUCAUUGAUCUGGACCCGGUGCCAAAGUUCUUACAUCGCUUGGUCAAUGGGUGGGCGCCGGAUGGCAGUAUGAUUGUGUCGUUCAAACUUGAAACGGACCCCAACCUACUCGUAUACAAGGCGCAGACGGCACUGCAGCGGUAUGCGCACCAUCUAGUGAUUGGAAACUUGUUGACAACGCGCAAAUGGGAGGUGGUGUUUGUCACCCCGGACCCCCCGCACGAGCGCUGGAUCCGGGUGCCGAAGUCGCGGCGCAGCAAGAGCAUUUCUGGCAGCGAGGCGCAGGUUGGUUUGGCCGAGGCCAAGCGGGCGGGCGAGUCCGCAAAGGCAGAAACCGGUGGGGGCGGGCAGAGUCAGAGACCGUUGGAAGACGAGGCCAUCUCGGCUGAGGGAGUGGAGAUCGAAAGUUUGAUCAUCCCUGAGUUGGUCAAGUUGCAUUCGAACAAGAUUGCUAAACACAACGCUCAGUCCUAG
This is a messenger RNA of Aspergillus niger, 1167 nucleotides long. RefSeq lists its product as uncharacterized. Bases 1 to 1167 code for a protein of 388 amino acids. Gene Ontology annotation, biological process: coenzyme A biosynthetic process. Gene Ontology annotation, cellular component: cytoplasm; nucleus. The transcript is spliced from 3 exons. Gene Ontology annotation, molecular function: phosphopantothenate--cysteine ligase activity. The record is from RefSeq and is a predicted model, not a curated record. Lineage: Eukaryota; Fungi; Ascomycota; Eurotiomycetes; Eurotiales; Aspergillaceae.